AUGGAUGUCCAUCAUUUUUUAGGUUACAAUCCAUCACAAAUGCUCAUUGAAGCAUCAUCCUCCAAUGCUGGGGAGGUCCAGAUGAAGGAAAAGUGUUUUAAACAUGCAUUCAUCAAUGACGCCAAGGGCUACGGCCUUGUUGCUACGAAAUUAAUCAAGGCUGGCUCUUAUAUUUUGAGUGACUGCUUCGCUUCGCUUGAAUCGACGCAGGACUUCCCCCAUGGUGACCGGGAUGCGAUCGAGAAGGUGAUUAAGGGGAGAGUUGACGCCAUGGGACAGGAAUUUGUCCAGAGAUAUCUCAGCCUUCCCUCGUCUAACAAGAAGGAUCUCCCGCGCUACUCAGCUAUAUGGGACAGAAACAGCGUGCCUUACAAACGUAACACGCUAAGAGCAGCCUUGGUCUCACCCAAUGUGGCUUGGGUGAAUCAUUCUUGUUUCCCCAAUGCCCAUCUUAGUAUCAUCUCCCGAGCGAUUAAAGGCCCUAAGAGUCGCAGCAAUCCUCAUUCAAGGAUGCGCUGUAGCGUGAUGCUUCGUGCCUGUAAGGAUAUCCCUAAGGGUACGGAGAUCACCAGAGCAUACAGCCAUCGAACCAUGCCACUUGUUGCCAGACAAUUGUACUUCGAGACCACGUACAAAUUCCGCUGCCUUUGCACGUACUGCACGAACCCAAUAAAGGGCCUGGAGGAAUUCACCUACUCGCACCCAGAGCUGGAUAAGAUCCUGAAUGAUCCGAGGGUAGUCCACGCGCAACCGACGCUGGCAUGGCAUGCAGCUCGCGCUAUAGUGAAUGGCUACGAGAAAGUUGGUAUCGCAGACCUACGCGUGGGGGUGAUAUGGAGAAAAUGCGCUGCUAUAGCCGGGUACCACUCUGAUCUGGGCCGGGCAAUGUACUGUCUCCAUCAGGCGACGAAAGCGCUCCUCAAGGUCGAAGGCCCGUUCGGGUAUCUCCAUCGUCAGACACUCAACUGGCAGGACUGCCCGGAGCUUCUCCCAGGAUUCGGGGCCACAACUCGCGGUCUCUCCAGCCGCAGCGAAUGGAAAACCAUCACACAGAACCCAGCCCUCACCAACAGGAUUCUUUUCAUGACUGACCGGGGACCGAAAGACUAUGUUCGACUCUCGAGAUACGAUGUAGGGCAUUCAGCGGUAGAUAAUCUAGUGGUACUACCCUCAUCGGAAGACAAUCCGGUGAUACUGCCUGAUACGAAGAUGGGCAGGGGCAAGAGAAAGCGUAAUGGCGGAGAGCAGCAAUGCACUGCCCGAGAGAAACGCACUGUUCGCGAGAAAUGCAUUGAUCCCGAGAAUGAUUUCUUGGACAUUUCACGUAUUCUCCUACGCGAGCACAAGAAGCGCUACCCCGAGCUGUUCAGAUUAAAUAAGCCGACGGACGACGAGGAGAAACUGAAGCCAGGCGGUGCGAUUAUGGGAAUGGCGAUGGCCGCGCUGGACGGAUGCAAAGGGCAAUGGGACGAGAAACGGGCGACGCGCCACACGAUCAAUGUGCUUCGGGGGAUGGGCAUCAAAAACCUGGAUCUUUGA
Molecule: messenger RNA, 1539 nt
Organism: Monascus purpureus
Lineage: Eukaryota; Fungi; Ascomycota; Eurotiomycetes; Eurotiales; Aspergillaceae
Source: the annotation of a GenBank genome assembly